AUGAAGCCGACAGCACCACCCGUCAAACGAGGGCGUGGAAGACCGAGAGGAAGCAAGAAUCAACCAGGUGCAGGACAUGUUGGCAGGCCACGCAAUGAUGGACAGCCCCCUCGAAAACGGCAUAAAGGACACGACGAUGCGGAGAGUACUGCUCCAGCACCAAACACCUCGCAUAGCGCCACACAAUCACCGCGCAAUGGCAAGGUUCAACGUUGUGGCAAAGAAUCCACUCCGACGCCACGCAGAGCCCUCGCAAUUGAUGUGGAUUUGGACUCGGAGGUGUUCGAAAACCUCGAUCCUCCUGCGAGGGUUCGCACCAUCCCUCCCGCACUUCCAAUUGCACCUCGUUCUGCAGCCUGCAGCGAGGUGCCUUUGAAGCAGACAACCCUUGCAUUUCGAACGGCCGUGCAGGGUGCCAACCCAGUGUUGGAGGCACCUACUGCCUCAACCGUCGUGCAAACACCGCACAUUUCGCCCCUCAAUACUGAUGCCCAAGGACAGCAAUCUGAGCCUGCUGCCAGCAUUUCGCCUCAAACCUCAACCCACCAGCCACGGGACUUCUCUGAGUCUGGACUGGCCGCGACUAUACGCGAGGCUGAUCCACCUGCGGAGUCGGCAGCUACGAGCAGCGGGAUGACUCGGCGGCAGCCGUGGAGGCACGAUGCAAAUGCACCUGCACUGCCACCAUCACCAACGGUUGAGCCGCAGAGUGCGACGGGUCUUAUUGAUGUUCCUGAGAACCCGUAUGGCUCUGAUCUCGAAGCACCUGCCCCUCGCGAUGACACUGAAAGUGAUCAGGAUGAGGAAGCAUCCCUGGAAGACGAGUUUCGCCCUGUUCCUGAUGACGGAGGAGAGGACGAAGACACGGAGCAUGGAAGGGGGACCUCGACAUCUGGGUCUCCGGUUUUUCUUCAGCGGCUUGGAUGGAUCGGAAAGCCUCGACGUGUGGUUGAUGUAGCUCGGAAUGUCUACAUCAUUGGGUACCGCUACAACUGUGUCCACCCUGGAUGCCGCAAGACAUAUCGAAGCUGGAGCUCCGCAAUUCUCAAUGUUCUUCCUGCACCAGUGGCCAUGCAAUUCCCCUUCCAAUUGACUUACCGCAGUGGGCUCUCAAAUAGCCUCGUUUUGCUUUUGCACUCCUCGAUCAGGGCAGGGAUAGGACCAGUGCCAUUCAUGCAGAUGUUGCAGUCAUUCCACUACGAACACUUCGACAAUCUUCACCUUCAAUACCUGGAGCUCGUGCACGACCGCUACAAAAGUUGUCCGAAACAGUUUUGGGUCCGCAAGCAAGCAUUCGGCUUGUUCAGUGACCGAAAUGGCUACGCUGGAUUUGUACCAAGUGCAGGGUACCUCCGUCGCUUUUAUGACAUGAUUAUCGAACAGCGAUCGACGGAGAUGAAACAGUGUAUUGCCAUGCUCCCGGCGAGAGUGCUCGCAAUUGACCAUAGCUUUAAGAUUAUCAAACGGCUCGGUAGGGUGGGCAGUGCUCCCCUAUUCACUGCACUUCAUACUGUGGUGAAUGAGUACUCCGAGAUUCGGUCCAUGCUCUUCACAAUGAUGAAGGGACAUGAUCAAUACAUGCCCAAUCUGCGCGAAAUCAGCGAGUCACUGGCGAAACAAAACGAACUCGAGCGAGUGUUCCCGUCCCUCUUAAAAGACGUUGUCCCCGUCCUCCCACAUAGUUCCCUUCCCCUGCUUGAAUUUCCUCAUGGAUCAUGGACCGUCGUCGAGCUGAGCAACACCCAUCAAGUCAAUCACCGCUUUGAUGUCAUCAUGAACCAUCGAACAACGACAAACCCGAACGUUACGGUUGCAUUCGACAUGGAAUGGCCAGUCAAUUUGGAGACGGGAAUCCACGGUCCUGUUGCCUUGAUUCAAGUGGCAUAUCAAAAUACUGUCUAUCUAAUUAAGGUCAGUGGCUAUUUUUCCUACGAUGUUGCUGGUUCCUUACAUGUUUGCAUGCACGCACAUUCAGACUGCUCCGUUUCUCGAAAAUGGUGUCAUCAAGCUCCCACACUCCCUCCUCGUGUUUUGCGUUCGCCACUGUUUAAGAAAGUUGGUGUUUCAGUCGGAGCUGACUUCAAGCGGCUGCAGAAUGACUGCGGGAUGCAUCAUGGUGCAGCAUCGGAUGAACCGUUUGCAGGACACGUGGAGCUGGGAGCAAUGGCUAAGGAGCGUGGUGCUACCGUGAAGAGGACUGUGGGGCUUGCUGAACUCGUCGGAAUACUUCUCGGCAGGCACCUACCGAAGGACCCCCAAGUCCGUGUUAGCCCUCGGUGGGCUGAUGCAGUGCUCCCCCAGGAGUACAUCAACUAUGCUGUGCUCGAUGUCUAUGCCAUCUCCCAGGUGCAUUUACAGCUCGCGGGGAUGGACAUUGCCCAGCCUGUUGUGGCCACCACCCCUAGUGGGACUGCAAUUGCACUCCUGGCACCUGACGGACAGGAGGUGGCUCACGGAAUUGUGGCCCUCGAACGUCCUCCUGCCCUCGAUGGUGUUGACGUGUCACCGAAACGAGUCGUGAUGACAGUUUCUAAGGUGCUCGUGUCAUCUUUCCUGCUUCCUGCUCGCCUACAGAAAGCAAAGCAGGCAAAAUCACUCGCGUCAUUCAGCAGUACUCCGUUUUCUAUUGUUGCUGAUAUCCGAAACCUUCGCAUCUGCCCCUCAACUCACAAUGAAGGCUCUGAUGGUCCAUCAUCUGGUUCAUACACGGAAACCCUUGGCGACCACCAGGAUCCCGAGUCUGGAGUCUUGGAUGCAGGAUAUAUUGAUAGCAGCAGCCCUCUGACGAGCACUCUUGUCCCAAAUGAGGAUGAGUGUGAUGGUGAUUCGGAGACCAGCCCUGAACAGACUAUCGAGGGCUCCUUGCGAGAUCCAGCUGCAGAAGCUACACUUGUGGGGGUCAUGGAGCCCUAUGUGAAUGUUGCAGCGAGGAACAACUCCAUCAUUCGUUCACGUGUUCUAUACGACAAUUUUCAUUGCUACCAUCAAUUCCCGAUCGCUCGCCACCAUGGGCUCAGACGGCCGUUUGCACGAGCACUCAGUGCAGCAUUUUUCAUACCGGUCGUGGAGGACAAGGCCGCCAUGGAAGCAGUACUGAAGGACUUCGGGACGACGUACAACGCUCAGCUUUUAUCAAAACCUGAGUGGGUGCUGUCACGAGUCCGGCGUCAUGUACCUCCACCUGAAAUUCUCCUGCCCCGUGUUGCUGACGUCAUCAGAACCUACGGUCCAAUCAAGGAUGCAACAACAGGACAACCACUUUUCAAUGACCGUGCUUGGGAAAUCGCAAAACACGUCAUGGAAAAUGUCCAGCUUGGAUACUACUCAGAUCCUGCAGACGUUGACCUUUACUUUGAGAUCGGGAAAGAUCAGCAUGGCCUGAUGUUGUACCGCUGUUGCCGUGGCACCAACAGUGUCGAAGGUGGUGUUCACCAGAAUCUCAUACGGCGCUACACAUCAUUCAAUACAUUGCCUCUUCAUGCUAUUAAUGUGCUGCUCGACUACGCUGUUUGUCACAAUAUGACGGUUGGCAACAUGAACCGCACCGGCAAAGCAUAUGUCGGACACUUUAAUGUCCCGCUAAAGAAUCACAUUGCUCGACUGCUGACCUUAACAAUGGAUGCACUAGUUCCUGCAAGCAGUGACUUUCGGUGUGGUUGGGUGAACGGCAAUGACUACGAGCUCGCACACGAGACUUUCGGCAUGAUCCAGUUUUUGCCCGCGUUUUUCAAGCCACUCGGAAUGUUGGAGUUCAACGAAGUCUUUGCACGCGAGCAGAACAUUCGGCACAAGUUCGUUGCAGAGUCCCAGGGCACGCUCAUGGCAAUUUUGCCUGUCCACACACGCGAGGAACGUGACCUUUUCCAGCUCCUCGUCCAGUCGUCUCCAUUAUUUUCGGAUUCCAACCGGCAACCGAACUGGACAGCUCUCGCAGUCGUUUGGGCUGGACAUGCUGAUGGCCGUAACAUUUUCUAUAAGCUCCCAGAACACCUCAAGACAUACUACAAGACAUGGACAGAUUUUUGCAAUGAGCAAAACACAAUUUCGCUCAACGCUGAAGCGAGUCGGCGCAUCCGUGCUCUCGUCCGCUCUGCCCCAACCAAUGUCACCAUCAAAGCACCCACAGCACUCCCCACAACCCUGCGUGACUCACUGGCAGUCAGCCCGUGUGUUGACAUCGACGAGGUCAACUCGUGGCAGAUUGGCAAGCUACUCGCUGACCAUGCCCUGCAGCGGUCAGCAGUCCACUAUCUUUAUGCUGACACCACUAGUAUGCACAUGCAUUCCUCGGUCACAGGAUCCUCGCGCGAGCGCAAACGAAAGGCAGGCAGCCACCCUACUACUACAACAGCAUCAGGUAACUGA
Suillus clintonianus is the source of this 4365-nucleotide messenger RNA. RefSeq lists its product as uncharacterized. The transcript is spliced from 10 exons. Gene Ontology annotation, biological process: nucleobase-containing compound metabolic process. Bases 1 to 4365 code for a protein of 1454 amino acids. Lineage: Eukaryota; Fungi; Basidiomycota; Agaricomycetes; Boletales; Suillaceae. Gene Ontology annotation, molecular function: nucleic acid binding; 3'-5' exonuclease activity. The record is from RefSeq and is a predicted model, not a curated record.